Molecule: messenger RNA, 2634 nt
Organism: Colletotrichum higginsianum IMI 349063
Lineage: Eukaryota; Fungi; Ascomycota; Sordariomycetes; Glomerellales; Glomerellaceae
Product: Beta-glucosidase
Exons: 3
Coding region: 1-2634 (877 amino acids)
Biological process (GO): glucan catabolic process
Molecular function (GO): beta-glucosidase activity
Source: RefSeq, a predicted model, not a curated record
AUGGACGUCGAAGCGCUGAUUGAGCAACUCACGCUGGAGGAAAAGGUGUCUCUCACAGCCGGCGUAAACUGGUGGCACACGGCGACGAUCGAGCGGCUGGGGAUCAAGCCCAUCCGGCUCUCCGACGGCCCCAACGGCGUGCGAGGCACCCGCUUCUUUGACAGCACACCCUCGGCGUGCCUCCCGUGCGGGACGGCCAUCGGCGCGACCUUUGACGUCGACCUCGUCCACCGCCUCGGCCAGCUGCUGGCGGACGAGGCGCACGCCAAGGGUGCCCACGUCCUGCUCGGGCCGACCAUCAACACGCAGCGCGGGCCCCUCGGCGGGCGCGGCUUCGAGUCGUACUCGGAGGACCCCGUGCUGUCGGGCAUCCUCGCCGGGCACUACGUCCGGGGCGUGCAGGAGUCGGGGGUGUCGGCGACGCUGAAGCACUUCGUCUGCAACGACCUCGAGAGCGAGCGCAUGGCGGUCAACGCGCUCGUGACGGACCGGGCGAUGCGCGAGAUCUACCUGCUGCCCUUCAUGAUCGCCAUCGAGAUGGGCCGGCCGCGGGCCAUCAUGACGGCGUACAACAAGGUCAACGGCGUCCACGCGGCCGAGAGCAAGGCGAUCCUGCAGGACAUCCUGCGCGGCGAGUGGGGGUGGGACGGGCUCGUCAUGAGCGACUGGUUCGGCACGUACAGCACCGCCGAGGCCAUCAAGGCCGGCCUCGACCUCGAGAUGCCCGGGCCGAGCCGGUGGCGCGCCGGCGCCUUGUCGCACGCCAUCAUGUCCAACAAGGUCAAGGUCGCGGAGCUCGACGCCGCCGUGCGCAACGUCCUCCGGCUGGUCAAGCACGGCCUCGAGAACACGUCGAUCCCGCCCAACGCGCCCGAGACCGAGGCCGACACGCCCGCGCACGCCGCCCUCCUGCGCGAGGCCGCCGCCAAGUCGCUCGUCCUCCUGAAGAACGAGGGCGGCAUCCUGCCGUUCGACCGCGCCAAGACCGUCGCCGUCAUCGGGCCCAACGCCAACAUCGCCACCUACUGCGGCGGCGGCAGCGCGGGGCUCCGGGCCUACCGCGCCGUCACGCCGCUCGAGGGCGUCAGGUCCCUCGUCGGCGGUGGUGGUGGCGACGGCAACGACAACAGCAACGGCAAGGUCUUCUUCUCCCAGGGCGCGUACGGCCACCAGUCCCUGCCGCUGCUCGGCAAGGCGCUGACGACGCCCGACGGCAAGCACAAGGGCUUCGUGCUGAGGAUCUACAACGACCCGCCGCCCAGGGCCACGGAGCGGGCGGCGGACGGACGGAGCGCGCUCGAGGAGCGGGUGCUGGACGACGCCAACAUCUGGUUCGUCGACUACGAGAACGCCGAGCUCGCGCCCGUGUGGUGGGCCGAGACGGAGGGCGUCCUCGUGCCCGAGAGGUCGGGCGAGUGGGACUUUGGGCUGUCGGUGCACGGCACGGGCGAGCUGUACAUCGACGGCGAGCUCGUCGUGUCCAACGUGGAGGACCAGCGGCUGGGGAGCAGCUUCCUCGGGUGCGGCACGGUGGAGGAGGUGGGCAGCAAGAGGCUGGAGGCCGGGCGGUCGUACCGGGUGCUGGUGCGGUUCGGGUGCUCGGCGACGACGAAGCUGAAGGCGUCGGGCACCGUCGACUUCGGCCAGGGCGGCGUGCGGUUCAGCGGGUGCCCGAGGCUGGAGCCGGCGGCGGCGAUCCGGGAGGCCGUCGAGGCGGCCAGGAGCGCCGACCAGGUCGUCGUCUGCACGGGGCUCAGCGGCGAGUGGGAGUCGGAGGGGUUCGACAGGACGACGAUGGCGCUGCCGCCCGGCACGGACGACCUCGUGGCGGCGGUGCUGGCGGCGAAUCCGAACACGGCGGUCGUCGUGCAGAGCGGCACGCCGGUGGCGAUGCCGUGGAUCGACCGGGCCGGCGCCGUGCUGCACGCGUGGUUCGGCGGCAACGAGGCCGGCAACGGCAUCGCGGACGUGCUCUUUGGAGAGGUGAACCCGGCCGGAAAGCUCCCCCUCACGAUGCCGCGCCGGGUGGCCGACAACCCGGCGGCCCUCAGCUUCCGCUCCGACAACGGCCGCGUGCUCUACAGCGAGGACGUCUACGUCGGCUACCGGUGGUACGACACGCUCGACGUCGAGCCGCUGUUCCCCUUUGGGCACGGCCUGUCCUACACGACGUUUGAGCUCUCGGAUCUCGAGGUGUUUGAGGCUCCUCCGGCCAAGGAGGCCAACGGGUACACCAACGGACACACCAACGGACACACCAACGCAAGCGACACCCUCGUCGUCCGCGCCAGGGUCACCAACACGGGCCCCCGCGCGGGCGCCGAGGUGGUGCAGGUCUACGUGACGCCGGCGGCGCCGACGCCGCUGACGAGCUCGACGCGCGACGCCAUCACGCGGCCGGCCAAGGAGAUGAAGGGCUUCGCCAGGGUGUCGCUCGAGGCCGGCGCCAGCGGCACGGCCGAGGUGGCGCUGGACGUGCUGCGGGCGACGAGCUACUGGAGCGAGAUGGAGGACUGCUGGCGCAGCGACGCCGGGACGUACGGCGUCCUCGUCGGGACGAGCAGCCGGGGGCGGUUCCUGGAGGAGACGGUCGUCGUGGAGAAGACGAGGAGGUGGAAGGGCCUCCGCGCGUAG